AUGAAUGACGGGCAGCAAGAUGGUUUCGCAGCACAAGCCUUUCCUUUACACCUAACGAACACCCGCAACAAGCAGCCUUCCCAGAAACACUCCUGUCCUACUCUGAAGUGCCUCUAUCGGAACCCACUCGCUUUCGUAGGUGGAGGAGGCGGGAUCCACCGGCCCUCGUGCGCUAGGCGACUGCUUACAGCAACUCUCAUGGGCGCACUGUGGGCGACCUCGCACCCAGCAGACGGACAGCCAACAGAGUCCGACUAUAACAGCCAGCCUUCUGAUGUCCCCAUGGCCUUCUCAGAGGGAGUGCAGGCCCCAUCAGAAUUCGCACAGGAUCUUUCUACUUCGGACACACCAAACAACGACUUCCAGCCCUCUCCCACCGUUAGCAGCGCUGCGCUGCCAGAGAUAGACCAACAAAGUGGUGGCGAGUUGUUUCAGAUGCCAGUGUCUCUAAUUGAGGUUGCAAGUCUGCAAAGAGACUCUGAAGGACCAACUGCACCUGCAGAUCCAGGGAAUGCCCGAGGUCUGGAUGCGAUUGUCCCUUUUCUGUUGCCUCUGCACCCGUAUGCCCCAAUUUUUGCUAGUCCAGAUGGUUCCAUAGGCAUGUCUGCUACUUCCGAAGAUAUCGGCAGGUUUUCUGCUGCUACCGAUACAGCUGCAACAGCGCCUCCUCCUCGUUUUGCUUUCUACGGGCCACAGAGCGAUGACCUAAGGGUGGAUGACUGUCAACGCUUCGACGCCUUUCUAGUGUCCCCCUUGCCAUCUUCUGUGGCUUCAAAGUUCAGCGACUUUGUGCAAAAAGAAGCUUCACAGACAGACGGCAUGCCUUACUUGCACCAUAUGCAUGGACGCCCCGCAGAAGACCCGGCAGAUGGCGAAGAGAACCCUCGGCUAGUCGUGGAGGGAGGCAAAGUGACUCAUCUUUGGUCCGAGUUCACAGAAGAUAACCCCAUCUUCCGCAUGGAUGAGGGAACAGUCACUCUGAUUCGUCUGGUGGCUCCUGUGAAAAGCGCAUACGAUGCCAUGGCCUCCAUGAUGCUGAUGCCCAUCAUCGACGUGAAUCUUGCCUAUGGAGAUGGCCUCCUCCUUUCCUACAAAGUCAGCGGCGAGGAGGGAAGGCAGGCAGACCACCAACACCAGGAUGAGACCCACCGCCCAGUGGCCGAACUUCACAUUGCCUACAAGAGUUGCUUUGCUGUGGAAGGGGAUAGCAACGACCCCAUAUCUGUGCGGGCUGAACUUCGCCUCAGCGGAUGCGAACCCGUCGUCCUCAUGUGGAAGGUCGUCUGCUCCGCAGGAGCGCUCCUGCAGGGCACGUUCCGAGGGAUCAGGGGGAGUCUCUGUGCUUGCAUGUGCUCAGAGGCGCCUUCGGGAUUUAACAUUGCAAUCGGCCCUUUGACACCUCCCCCAACUAAAAGCAGUGCAUCUGUGUUGAGGCGCAGUGCCGCUGACCUGCCGUGGGAUCCGAGCCUUGCGCCUUCUCCGACUGUAGCAGAUCUGCGAGCAGUAACAGCGAAAGAAGGCGACCUUGUGGCCAAUGGCGUAGUGGGCGACCGAGUAGCAGCUGUGCAGCCAACUACUCUGGUGUUUGACCCUUCACAAGACUUUGUUGAGAUGUACGCAUGGUGCCGUGGAUGUAAGGACGGCAGGCUGGAGAUGCAAAUUCCAACGACAUCCGCCGACUUGCAAGUGAUGUACCCUCUAUUGUACAAUUACGUUGGGGAUAGCAGAAGAGAAGGUACAGCGACGGAACAGCCCGUCAGCCUUGUUGCAUCUAAGCCAUCUUCUCACGUGAUCCUUAAGGAGAUGCUACCUGGGUUAGAGGAAAACGUGCACAGGUUCAUUUUGCAAUUUCAAUGCAAAUCAGAGGGGGAGUCGAUUGUAGGCAUCGAUUUCUCUUUCCACGGUUACAGGGACGUGCAAAUUUUUGUGAAGAAGCAAUGCGUUGCACCAGCCUCAGCAAGCCUUCGGGACCCGUCUUGCAGCUCAGGAGUCCUCAGCGACGAUGGGGCGGUGUGUUGCCUAGCGUCCUGCGGAGCGUGUGGUGGAGACGGAUGUGAAGACAGAGAAGGAGGCCUCACUGGCUGCUGCGUCCAGAACAUCGUCUCCUCGGCGCUCCCGUGCUCUGUCAUCACGGCCCCUUGCGUCAUAGGUUACCAACAGAACAGAGCUACUAAGGAGCUCCGAAUGGCUUUGGCGUUACCGGAGGAAGCCUCUGCUCAAACUCAGCGCUUUAACUUGCUGCUGGCUCCCCUGUGGUUUAUCUGCGUCUGUCUGGCCUUUUUAAAGCUACUUUUAUGGUGUUUGUCUGUUUUAGCUCUUGUCGUGUACGUGUUUACUGUCGGCUACGGAGUCUACAUCCUGGAGGAACCCUUUCCUGUAGCAGCAGCGCCUUCUGCAUAUCAAUUGUUCAACACCAUCUUGCUUAUUGUUGGCCAUGUGAGGCAUCUGUACAAGACUCACGGCAGUUCGCUGUUUGCGGGUGAAGGAUUUCACUCCUACACUCCGUUUGAGGAUGGGGGAGGAAAGCCACCUGGCCGCAAGCUGAGCAGCGCAGAGAAUCCGUUUCGUCCUCCUGUGCGUUGGCGUGCUAGCGAGGACCACAACUCCUGCAUAAGGCUUACUUCUUUAAAGGCAAAAGCUGCAGGAGAAACGAACCCAGACCAUCUGCCUCCCGAGAGCAUUCGGCCUCUAGAGUUCUGUGAUAUUGAAGCAGACACUUCGAACCUACGAGCCAGAAGCAGCUCCAUAGACGACACCUUGUGGGAGGGCCCCCAAGGCGAUUUUCAAGCGGACACGUGGGCCGACGACACCACUGCGAUCCUCAACUCCCAAAACGAAGAAGAGUAUUCAAACUUGCAAGGCAGUCAGCACUACAGGGAGUUCUCUGGUAGCGCAUAUGAUCCCUUCUGA
This is a messenger RNA of Eimeria maxima, 2910 nucleotides long. RefSeq lists its product as hypothetical. The record is from RefSeq and is a predicted model, not a curated record. The transcript has 13 exons. Bases 1 to 2910 code for a protein of 969 amino acids. NCBI's taxonomy places the organism in Eukaryota, Apicomplexa, Conoidasida, Eucoccidiorida, Eimeriidae.